Messenger RNA from Fraxinus pennsylvanica, 366 nucleotides. NCBI's taxonomy places the organism in Eukaryota, Viridiplantae, Streptophyta, Magnoliopsida, Lamiales, Oleaceae. The record is from the annotation of a GenBank genome assembly.
AUGAUGAAGAGUUCUGUAGUUUGCUUUGUACUUCUCCUCCUUCCGUUAUUCAUCCAUGCAAGGCACAUUGGCAAGCUACACUCCUAUAAUGGGCAUCGGUAUCAAAGAGUGUUGUCUAGCAAGAAGGAAGCAAGUGUGAAACCUGAUUUCUAUGUGGAUCACAAGAGGGCACCAUUGAUGCACAGAAGAGCUGAUACGCUUCAGAUUGCAGGGUCGAGGUUACCGGAUUGCUCACAUGCUUGUGGAUCGUGCACACCGUGUCGAUUGGUUAUAGUUAGCUUUGUCUGCUCAUCGCUCGAAGAAGCCGAGACAUGUCCAAUGGCCUACAAAUGCAUGUGUCAUAACAAGUCUUAUCCAGUUCCAUAA